Messenger RNA from Amphiprion ocellaris (clown anemonefish), 1392 nucleotides. It is a transcript of the gene tescb, whose product is annotated as tescalcin b. NCBI's taxonomy places the organism in Eukaryota, Metazoa, Chordata, Actinopteri, Pomacentridae. The transcript is spliced from 8 exons. Gene Ontology annotation, molecular function: calcium ion binding. Bases 239 to 889 code for a protein of 216 amino acids. The record is from RefSeq and is a predicted model, not a curated record.
UGUUAUUAAAUGAGUGUCGUCAUCAGGACUGGAGUUGCGGAAGUGGCUGCGCUGUUUGCAGAGGACCAGAUCUGCUGGAGGACCAGAGGUGUGAGCUCGGUCUGGACCUGUCCAGCGACCCUCCGAUGGAUGUGAAUUAUCAACAAACAUGAUCGCCUGAGCUCAGUUUCGACCCCUCAGUUCCGGUUUCGUUCGCCUUUAAACCCGGACCGGUCAGGGCGGAGCUGCAUUUGGAGCUAUGGGUGCGCUACAGUCCUUACCUGGUCAACCAGAAUAUAUUGAUCUGGCGGAAAAAACGGGCUUUUCAUUCGAACAGAUCGGAGUCCUGCACAAAAGAUUCAAACAACUGAGCCACAAUGAGGAAACUCUCCGGAGAGAUCACUUCAAUGAAAUCCCAGAUCUGGCCUGCAAUCCAAUCCGAGCGCAGAUAGUAGAGGCUUUCUUUGACAGGAGAAACUUCCGUCAGAACGGCGAGGGGACGGUGGAGGAGAUCGGUUUUGAGGAGUUCUUGGUGGUCAUGUCUCAUUUCAGGCCUCCGUCGCUGCACAUGACAGAAGAACAGCGCGAGAGCGUCAGGAAAGAGAAACUGAGAUUUUUAUUCAACAUGCAUGACACUGACAACGACGGGACAAUCACCCUCGAGGAGUACAGACAUGUGGUGGAGGAGCUGUUGUCUCGUAGCGGAGCACUGGGGAAGGAAACAGCCAAAAGUAUUGCAGAUGCAGCCAUGCUGGAGGUGGCCAGUAUAUCAAUGGGCCACAUGGAACCUGAUGAAUUCUAUGAAGGAAUCACUUUUGAGCAUUUCCUCAAGUUGCUGAAUGAAUUUGAAAUCGAAUCAAGAAUGAACAUUCGAUUUUUGAACAUGGACACGACAACCCUGUGUAAGUGAGGUUGGUACACUAUGAUAAGCUGAGACUGUGGGAAACGUCAGACGAUGCAAAAUUAUUAUUUCACUGUAGCAUUAUUGUUUCUGUAGUUUGCCGCUUGCACUGAAUAUAUGCCUUACUCAUAUUUAACUAUGCAAAUCGAAAGGCAAUAUGUAUGUUGUGGAUGUAUUAGAAGUAGCUUAUUUGAUUGUAAGCAAUAAUAUUACAUAAUCAAAUGUAAAGAUAAACUAUGAAUAAUUCGAUAAAGCAAUAAUAACCAAAUAUCCUUGACUGCGUAACAGACAAUAUGACUUUUUGCAUGCAAAUAUGGAUGCUUGAAGAACCUUUAAUACUGUUAUUGCCAUAAAUAUAAACUCUCAGUAAUCAGGGAUAUAAAGGUUUGUCUUUAAAUGUGUCUCAUAACAGUAAGACGGUAAUGAAAUGCCUUUUCCUAAUGUCACAAAUAUGACACUUGGUGCAUGCUUCGCACACUGUAUUUGCACAAUAAAAGAUCCCAUGAAACGGA